Onychostoma macrolepis is the source of this 3252-nucleotide messenger RNA. RefSeq names its product FGGY carbohydrate kinase domain containing (gene fggy). NCBI's taxonomy places the organism in Eukaryota, Metazoa, Chordata, Actinopteri, Cypriniformes, Cyprinidae. Gene Ontology annotation, molecular function: phosphotransferase activity, alcohol group as acceptor; kinase activity. The record is from RefSeq and is a predicted model, not a curated record. Gene Ontology annotation, biological process: carbohydrate metabolic process. The transcript has 16 exons. The coding region runs from base 494 to 2188 and encodes 564 amino acids.
AGAAGAAAACCAAAUGCUCUUUUGAUAUACCAGUUAUUAGUAAUUCAAUGUGGAGCACUGUAUGACAGUAAAAGUGUUGAGAUGUGCGUGAGGAGAUUGAGCUGGAUAUAAGAUUUAAUACAGUGCAGAUAUAGUCUUGUGUGCAGGAGGGGUUUAUCCACUUGAAGCGUGCUCAUAGCUGCAGAUGUGUGUUUAUUCAGACUGACGACGUUUAAACGAUCUGCUUCAGCUGCUUACAAACGCGUUUUCUGGGAUGUUCGGUGUGUGUUGCUCCAGAAUAGAUCUGAUCAGUGGUUUCUGAGCUCGCUCUUUUUGGUCUCGCUGGAGCGCCGUAGCACCAGAAGAGCAUGUGAACUGUUCACUGUGUUUACUGUGUUUACUGCAGAGUAAACUCAGAGUAAAGUCCAUCUGAAGCAGAUGUGAGCUGCUCUUACUCCUCCAGACUUCUUCAGAGCAGCACAGCUCCACAGAGAUCCAUGUUACAGUCGUGAGAAUGAAAUCUGCUCCCAGUGUGGUCUCUGCUGGCAUGAGCAGGUAUUAUAUCGGCGUGGACGUGGGCACGGCCAGUGUGCGAGCGGCUCUGGUCACACAGGACGGUCAUAUCAAGCACACAGCAGAGGAGUCCAUUGAGAUAUGGGAGCCGUGUGCUGAGCAUUACGAGCAAUCAUCAGAGGAUAUCUGGAGCAAAUGCUGCAGCACCGUGAAGCGUGUGACUCGGGGUGUGGACGUGGAGUGUGUUCGAGGGAUCGGGUUCGAUGCCACCUGCUCUCUGGUGGCUCUGGACCAGCUCUUCCAGCCUGUGGCUGUCAAUCACACAGGUGAGCGUCUGCCCGCAGGUGUCCGGGAGAGGAACGUGGUGAUGUGGAUGGACCACCGCGCCGCGGAGCAAGCCUCUCGGAUCACAGCCUGCAGACACCGAGUGCUGCGGGGGGUCGGCGGCGUGAUGUCGCCCGAGAUGCAGCCGCCCAAACUCCUGUGGCUCAAAGAGAAUCUGCGGGAAACCUGCUGGAGAGAAGCGGCACACUUCUUCGACCUUCCAGACUUUCUGUCCUGGAAAGCGACAGGCUCUUUGUGCAGGUCUUUAUGUACUCUGGUGUGUAAGUGGACGUACUCUCCAUCUGACGGGUGGGACGACUCGUUCUGGAGCGCUAUCGGUCUGGAGGACCUGAUGGAGAACAGUUACUCCAGAAUAGGCCAGCAGGCGUGUUGUCCAGGGGCUCCAGUGGGUCGAGGUCUGACCGCAGCGGCGGCUGCAGAUCUGGGUCUGAUUCAGGGCACCGCUGUGGGCGCUUCGCUCAUAGACGCUCACGCAGGAGGCUUAGGGGUGAUGGGCGCAGACGUGACGGGGCAUCAGCUGCCCUGUGAGGAUCGUCCGGUCUCGUCCCGAAUGGCCCUCGUAUGCGGCACGUCUUCAUGUCACAUGGCCGUCAGCACUCAGCCGCUGUUCGUCCCCGGGGUCUGGGGCCCGUAUCUGUCCGCUAUGCUGCCCGGACUGUGGCUCAGCGAGGGAGGACAGAGCGCCACGGGACGCCUGCUGGAGCAUGUGCUGAAGGGACACGCGGCGUUCAGGCAGCUGGAGGAGCAGGCGGAGCGCAGCGGGAAACACGUUUACUCGUCUCUGAACGCUCAUCUGGAGAGCAUGAGCGCAGACGCAGCGCAGCUGGAGCAGCUGACGGCCCGGCUGCACAUCUGGCCUGAUUUCCACGGCAACCGCUCUCCUCUGGCCGACCAGACGUCCCGCGGCGCGGUUGUGGGUCUCACUUUAUCUCAGACGCUGGAUGAUCUGGCUCUGCUGUAUCUCGCAACUCUUCAGGCCAUCGCUCUUGGCACCAGACACAUCAUAGACGCCAUGAGAGCGGCAGGACAUGACAUCACAACCCUCUUCCUGUGUGGAGGACUGAGCAAGAACGCUCUGUUUGUGCAGACGCACGCCAACACUACAGGUCUGCCGGUGGUUCUGCCAGAGGAGCGAGAGGCUGUGCUGCUGGGAGCCGCUGUGAUCGGAGCCUGUGCUUCAUCAGACUGCAGCUCCAUACAGGAAGCAAUGAGGAGGAUGAGCCGAAUCGGGCGUGUUGUCAGACCAAACCCUGAGCUAGAGAGCUUCUACAGGAGGAAGUACGCUGUGUUUCUGCGUCUUUAUGAUCAUCAGAAGGAGUGUGAUGCGCUGAUGGAGGCUGAAGCAGUUUGACACACAGACGCUGUUUUCUGACGGUCAGAUUAAACGCUGAGAUCCUUGAGGUGAAGAUGACCAUAACAACACUGGAUUUUCAUUCAUCUGUGCUUUCACUGAGCACACAAACUACACAAAAUACUGAGUUUUCAGCCUUUUACACCUAAAUAUCACCAGGAUAAAUCUGUUAAAGCACUUCAGCUAAAAGUGUUUGACCACAGCUUCUCACGAGAGGAACCACAUGCAAAACAAGCCUUUUAUUAAAGAUCACUUUAGCAUGAUUUAUUUGUGUUUUAAAAACUAGACAUGAUUUCACAAAUAAAAUACACGACAUUGAAAUUUGAUACUUUAUUCUAAGAGUUAUUUUGGAAUAAAUGUAAAAAAUAUAUAUUUACUUGAGAUAUAUAUAUAUAUAUAUAUAUAUAUAGUUUUAAUAAAUCAUUUAUUACUUUGAAAAUGUAAAAAUCCAAAUUAGAAUUGUUUUGUUUUUUGAAAAAUGUAAGUAAUAUUUGUUAAACCUGGAAAAUGUGUUGUCAUUAAAGAACAUUUGCUGUUAAUUUAUUCAUCCUCAGAUCAUCCAAGAUGUAGAAGGCUUUUUUCUUCAGUAGAGCAGUACAGAAGGGUAUUGCACUUUGUACUUUUGUCCACUGCAGUGUCUUGUUUUUCUCGGCACAGUGUGGGUCUGCCUGGUGGGUUGGUGGUGGGUGGGGGGUAUGGCUCCAGUCUGUUUAGCUGAAACCGUAGUUCUUGGUGAUUCAUACAAUGUAAGUCAGCAGCUGCUGGUAUUUUGAGAGUCAAAAAAACAUAUAGUGGAACACAAAAUUAGUUUCUUGCACAGACCAAUCGUUUCGCUUCAUAAGACCUCAAUAUAUCAUCAGGAGCCACGGGGAUUCAUUUUGUGCUCCUUGAUAUGCUUUUUUUCAUUCUCAAAAAUGGGCCGAGGAACAAGAAGGUCACCUAUGUCUUGGAUGGCCUGAGGGUGACUAAAUUAACAGCAAAUGUUGAUUUUUGGGUGAACUAUCUCUUUAAGUCUAUCUGGAAUGCUAAUUUACAGUGGAUUAAAAUAAAGCAUUAAAAACGAA